GUCAAUGUCAAGCUACAACGUUCCUAGUUUGUUUUUAUUAUAAUUGUUGCGCAUAUUAGUGUUAUCUAGCAUCUCUGUCUUACUUACCAAUUCUUGUUGAUAUUCCAUGAAAAACAACAAUAUAAUUAUGUUUUUGUGUUAUGCUUUCUAAACCUCAACGUGUUGAUUCUUUGUAAUAGCAAACAAAAAAGGGUUCUUCACUCGGAAGAAUCCGGUGGUAUAAAUUGACGUUAUAAUAAUUGUAUUGUAUUAUUUAUAUAUAUAAAUUAGCAGUUAGUAUAGCUGACAAUAUGUCGAAUGUAUCGAAAAGAAGAAAAGAGGGAUCCAGAACCAAGAUCAAGAGCAUGGGUGACCACAAGGAGUUCCUGAAGCGCAUCACUAAGACACUAUACUAUGGCCAAUUACCCACUUUACCCUGUCUAAGUCUACCAGUUACAGAGAUUUCGUGUGAGCUGUGGUCAGUGUCCCAGCGCGGGCGGUCGCUCCGGCGCCUGCACGCGGACGCGGCGGCCGGCAUCGCGCGCAGCGCGUGUGUGUCGCCCUGCGCGCUCGUGCUGGCCAUCCUCUACCUAGAACGAUUGAAUGCUUGCAAUCCUGAUUACAUCGCCGCUGCUGCGCCUGCUGAUCUCUUCCUUGUUUCCCUGAUGGUAGGUAACAAGUUUUUGCAAGAUGAUGGAGAAGACGACGAUGUGGUAUGCUCUGAGUGGGCUGCCUCUGGUGGUUUAGAGCUGAACCAGCUGAAAAAGCUUGAAGUUGAAUUCCUCAAUGCAAUAGAUUGGAACGUAUUCGUGAGUGAAAAAUCAUUUGAAGCAGGAUUGAUGUGGUUGGAACGGCAAGUGGCGCUGAAGCAGGCUCAGCUGCGAGGGUUCUUCACGUACAGCGACCUGGUGGCUGCCAGUGACGCAGCUCUGCUGCCGUCGCUGGCCCGCGGGUUAGGCGCAGCCUGCGCGUCCCUGGCACUGGCCUACCUGACCAGCCUCGUGGCCUUCCUCACGUCCACGCUAGUCAUGUCGCAUGCCUGGCUGCCCGCUCUACAUUACAUGGCCACGCGCACUCCACUUGCACCCCUAACCGCCCUCGACGCGCUUGAUACAAAUAUUAUAACGCACAGUUUGCAUUCGGAUCUGACCUCAUACAACAACAAUGCAACUCUAGACCAGUCCACAUUACAUAUUCUCUCUGAAGAGACUGUUUCUGACAGCUUAAAGUGUUGCACAAAGUGGACCAAGUAUCAAGAUAGUACGACGAGCAAGAGGAACUGGUAUGACGCGAUCGUAGUGUACGACUGGAAGACCUUGGAGCCGUGGUGGUCGACGACAUCUGUACUCAAUUGGUUGUAUCAGAGCUCUCUCGUAAACCCGAUGCAGCGUUGGCUGGACAAACUCAGCUCAUUAAGCGAAUUAGUUGCGCGCGACGUAGGUGGUUCCACACCGCAUCGGAGCUGCGGGGCGGCGCCGAACUGUCUGCGGCAGGGCCUCAACCUCAGCAAGCUGGGCGCGCUCGUGGCCACUGUGUCCGACCGGUAGACCGCCAGACCGACACCAAAAAGGCUGAUAAAUUAUGGACAAUGAAUGACGCCGUGUUCACAGGACAAUUUACAACAACUACAAUGUUAAUAUAAGUAAUUAUUUUAAAUGAUAACUAUCGUGAGACAUUGUAUAUAUAUUUAAAAUUUCUCCUUUCUCACGUGGAUUUACUGAGAAGUUCUUUUAUUACUACUAGUGCUGAUCAUGUUUUAAUUAAUUUAUUAACAAUUACUCCAACUUUUAAGCUUAAUAACUUGUUAAAAUAACUAUUUUUUAAAAGAUAGGCUUAACGUUAAGCCAUUGUUCAAUUAUUUGUUCACGAUUUAGUUUUGUUUUUGGAUCUAAAAAUAAAAAUAUCAAUUUUGGAAUUGCGUUGUAAAAUGUCCGGUGAGCAAUUUUAACGUUUUUAAAUAAAUAGCUAUACUUCUAUUCUUCCAUCGCUAAAGACUUGUGUCUCAAAACAAAUGAGAAAAACGUAAAACAUCAAAAUGGCAGACACAGCAUGAACUAAGACUAAGGGCGAGUAUACAAUGCGGCGUACCGAUGACACGUCAUAAAAAUCAACCACACUGUACUACGUAUCGUAAUCGACCGCAGCACAUUUUCGCAUCGUUCAAACGAACCGAUCGUACUGAACGAUGACGCUUUUUAUGGCUGUGGGACUUAAACUAUAAGAUGCGUCGUCGCUGCGCAGUAUUUUGAACUCGUCUUAACUUGAAAGUAUACAAUGCUUGAAACAUAGCCAUUUUAAAAUGUUAUCAUUUGUUGUAAGAAAUCUAUUGUCUAUAGUUGAUCAAUAAUGAUCAACUAACUUAGUAAUUCUACAUAACGAACAGUUUUCAAUGUUAUAUUCAAUAAAAAACUAGAAAAAGAUCAGUCCAUUACAACACUUGAUAUGUAUAUAAAUAUAUAUUUUAUACAAACUUGUCAGCGACGUAAUAGCAUUGGCAAAGGGUUGAAACAAUAUCGCUCUAGUGCUAUCAAUAUUUCUAUCUAUUUUUGUAUGUGAUGUGGUGUAUUAAAACUAUCAGCAAUGAAAAUAUUACGUUUUAUUUUUAAAAAAAUAUAAUUAUAUAAUAAAAUGUAUCUUAUCACUAACGAGUAAGUCAGCUUAUGUACUCGAGGAAAUAUAUUGCCAGUAAAUUCAUAGGACUGGCGUCGACUACGCUUAUCACAAUUGGUUGCUUAUAAAUAACACUACUACUAAUGACCUCAUCAGAAAUGACAAAUAUUAAAUAACUCUCGAGGUAAAAUUUAAAGUAAAAGAGAAUUAGCUUGUAAAUGCUAUAAAAUAAAUGCGAAUGAGGCACAUAUACUGAAUUACCAGGCUGGAGUUUGUUCCAAAGUCGAUUUAUAGAAGUUCAUUUGUCAUGGAAUAUUACUCGGAAAUAGAAAAAAUCCGGAGAUUUAUUAUCGUAAAUAUAUAAAUAAUUGAGCAAAACGCGUAA
Molecule: messenger RNA, 2974 nt
Organism: Spodoptera exigua (beet armyworm)
Lineage: Eukaryota; Metazoa; Arthropoda; Insecta; Lepidoptera; Noctuidae
Source: the annotation of a GenBank genome assembly